AGAGUGUUGCCUCCUGUUCUGUCAGGAGGAUUGGAGGAGUCUUCAGCAGGCAUGGCCUCUUUGAGGGAUGACCCUGUGGAACGGCUUCAGGACGAGGUGUCUUGUUCCAUCUGCCUGGAGUACCUGAGAGAUCCAGUGACCAUCGACUGUGGCCACAACUUCUGCCGCACCUGCAUCUCCAACUACUGUGAGAGGGGAGCUGGUUCAGUGACCGGAGUGGCUCUUUGCCCACAGUGCCGGGCUGGCUUCAUGCUGAGCAGCUUGCGCCCCAAUAAACAGCUGGCCAACAUCGUGGAGGGCAUCGAGCGGCUGGCUCUGCGGCCAGGCCGAAGCCCUGCCAGCGAGGCCUUGUGUGAGAGGCAUGGCAAGAAGCUGCGCCUUUUCUGUCAGGAUGACGGGCAGCCCAUUUGUCUGGUGUGUGACAAAUCCCGAGAGCAUCGUUCGCACACGGUCCUGCCCAUCGAGGAAGCAGCUCACGACUACAAGAUUAAGCUCCAGGAAGCUAUGGAUUUUCUGAAGAAGGUGCUGGGAGAAGCAACCAAGCUGGAGACCCAAGAGGAAGAGAAAACAGCCCAGUGGAAGGAGAAAGUCCAGCAGCGCAGAGCCUUAAUUGUAUCUGGGUUCGAGAGACGGCGCCGGGCCUUGCAUGAGGAGGAGCAGCUGCUCCUGAGACAGUUGGAAGAGGAAGAACAGGCAACUCUGAAGAAGCUGCAAAUGAAUUGGGCGUUUGUGCUGGAACAGUGCAGUGGCCUGCGAGACCUGAUUUCGGAGAUGGAGCACAAAUGCCAGCAGCCUGCUGCCUCGUUGCUCAAGGAUGUGAAAAACACCUUGACCAGGAGUGAAAACGUGUCGUUGCUGGAACCACAGCCUAUCUCUAUGGAUCUACUGGAUUCAUAUGAUGUCCCUGGGUUGAUGGAGUCACUCCGAAGAUACAGAGCCCCGGUGACCUUUGACCCUGAGACCGCAAAUCCCUACCUGCUUAUCUCAGAGGAUCUGCUCAGCGUCCGAGUGGGGGAUCAGAGGCAAGAUGUGCCCAAGAGCUCAGUGCGUUUUGAGACGUGCACCUGCUUGCUGGGCCGGGGACAGUUCACCUCUGGGAGACACUACUGGGAAGUCCACGUGGGCAGCAAGACCAGCUGGACACUCGGCGUGUGCAGAGAAUCGGUGAGCCGCCAGGGGAUCUUCACGCCCUCACCCGCGACAGGUUUCUGGACCAUUUGGCUGCGGAACGGCGACGAGUAUGCCGCUCUCACUUCCCCCCUGACAGAGCUGGUGCUCAGGGCGAGGCCUAGUAUAAUCGGCAUCUUCUUGGACUACGAUGCAGGCGAGGUCUCUUUCUAUAAUGCGGACAAUGGGUCCCACAUCUUUACGUUCACAGACUCCUUUAUGGGGAUCCUCCGGCCGUAUUUCUAUCCCGGGGUCCGGGCAGGAGGCCUCAAUGAUGCUCCACUCAUCAUUCUACCAGCAUCCUGCCAGAGCCCAGACAUAUCUUACUCUACUAGCAAUGAGGCCUUUUCAAGUGACUGUGGCAUCCACAGCAGUUUCAUAGGUUUGUUGGAUCUGCUGAAGGAUUAGGGACAUCUGUGCCAAAAUGAACAGUAAAGAGAGGAAUAAUAAUAAUCAUCCUAUGGCAGUGUGCAUAAUAUAGCCGAGAGAGCCUAAGAUUGUCUGGCAGUCAGAAGUUCUAGCUGGUUUUGCGUUAUGCACUAUUAGAUGGCGAGCUAGACUUCUUUUUAAGGCAAGAGAUGUUUCAGAGGUGGUUUGCCAUUGCCUGCCUCUGUGUCAUAACCCUGGUAUUCCUUGGAGGUCACCCUUCCAAAUACUAGCCAGAGCUGAUCCUGUUAGGCUACUGAGAUCUAAUGAGAUCAGGCUAGCCUAACAAUCCAGGUCAGGGCAGCAAAGAGAGACAAAUUUAGACUAUGAACAAGAUCUGAUCAAUGGCCUAACUGGAAGUUGGCAAGGUAUUUUCUCCCAGAUCAAUGACCCUGGAAGGCUAGGUGUAUUUCACCCUUGAAACAUGUAGCAUGGCUCACUUUCUUAAGUCAUCUGGUGCUCUUUACCUUAGAAUCAUAGAGUUGGAAGGGACCUCCAGGUCAUCUAGACCAACCUCCUGCACAAUGCAGGAAACUCACAAAUACCUACCCCUAAAUUCACAGGAUCUUCAUUGCUGUCAGAUGGCCAUCUAGUCUCUGUUUAAAAACCUCCAAGGAAGGGGAGCCCACCACCUCCCGAGGAAGAAUGUUCCAUUGAGGAACCGCUCUAACAGUCAGGAAGUUCUAUACUUGACAUGGCCAGUUUGAUGUAGUGGUUAAGUGUGCGGAUUCUUAUCUGGGAGAACUGGGUUUGAUUCCCCACUCCUCCACUUGCACCUGCUAGCAUAGCCUUGGGUCAGCCACAGCUCUGGCAGAGGUUGUCCUUGAAAGGGCAGCUGCUGUGAGAGCCCUCUCCAGCCCCACCCACCUCACAGGGUGUCUGUUGUGGGGGAGGAAGGUAAGGGAGAUUGUGAGCCGCUCUGAAACUCUUCAGAGUGGAGGGCGGGAUAUAAAUCCAAUAUCUUCUUCUUCUUCUAAUGUUGAGCCGGAAACUCUUUUGAUAUAAUUUCAACCCAUUGAUUCUGAUCCUAUUUUCUGGGGCCACAGAAAACAAUUCCACACCGUCCUCAAUAUGACAGCCCUUCAAGUACUUGAAGGUGGUGAUCAUAUCACCUCUCAGCCGCCUCCUCUCCAGGCUAAACAUCCCCAGCUCCUUCAACCUUUCCUCAUAGGACUUGGUCUCCAGACCCCUCACCACCUUGUCGCCCUCCUCUGGACCAGCUCCAACUUGUCUAUAUCCUUCUUAAAAUGUGGUGCCCAAAACUGAACACAAUACUCCAGGUGAGGUCUUACCAGAGGAGAGUAAAGUGAUACCAUCACUUCAUGUAAUCUGGACACUAUACUUUGUAUACCGUUUUGGUAGUACACCAAAGUAUAUACACAAUAAAAUGCUUUUCUAUACUUGACAUGGCACAAUUUGCAAUUUGUAGCUGAUGGAUGGAAAGCUGGGCCUUACAGCAAGGUGGUGGGCUGAAUGAAUAUUUGGUGCCUUCCAACUCUGUAAUCAUAUAGAGCCUCGUGGCACCAGAACUGGGAAUAAAAGCAACUGGAUGUCUUGUCCCAUUGCCAGUUGUCUCCUUUUUUGUGAUAGAUGCUACUGGCUCAGGCACACUGCAGCCUGGAUGCUGCCAUUCACAUGGCCUUUUCCAUGCAGAAGUGAUGGCCCCUUAAAGUCUUGUAGAGCCAGGAAUGGCUGUAAUAGGUCAUGUAUUUACAUUCACGAGAGAUGAACGGCAGUGUUAGAUGA
Molecule: messenger RNA, 3339 nt
Organism: Heteronotia binoei (common prickly gecko)
Lineage: Eukaryota; Metazoa; Chordata; Lepidosauria; Squamata; Gekkonidae
Product: E3 ubiquitin-protein ligase TRIM58-like
Exons: 6
Coding region: 52-1575 (507 amino acids)
Molecular function (GO): zinc ion binding; protein binding
Source: RefSeq, a predicted model, not a curated record